ACCUAUUGAAAAUUAUAACAAAAAAUGUUCUGUUUUCAUUCAUCGACUCUUGCAAGUUUUGCCAGUAACCCAGAUCUACUCAUUAAUUUGAAUGUUUUUUAAAAUUAAUGUUUAACAUAGAUCUAGAUCUGUUGACUCUAGAUCUAUAACCCUAAAUAAUAGAUUCUGAGACACACGGCUUCCUACGCUGCACUGAGACAAUGGCAUUUGUUUUAGCAAAGUCAAGCACAUAAUGCCUUUUCAGAGGAGUUGCCAUUUUUAGGCAUGAGAUAGACCUAUUACCGUCAUUCUAUACAAGUAAGUUUCAAAACAAAACAACCUUGACAUUGAUGUCAUAAUGUCUCUCUAUGAUGAUUUGGACAUAAAGGAAGAGGCAGGCAGUGGGAAAAUAACAAAAUCUUCCGUUGUCCCUGGUUGGUCACCAGGCUACAAACUGCUUGCAUCUACUUUACAAGCUAAAAAGGCAUCUGUUUUACAAUCCAAGCGACAGCGCACAAGUCACUUAGCACCAGUUGUUGAUCUUAAGAGACAUGUAGAUCCUGACACACCCAUGCAGUUUAAUAUGCAGACGGGGAAGCUGGAGAGAGUUAAUCCUCCCCCCAUACAGCCCCAGGCCUCAAUUGCUGUAGCACCUAUCACACCUUCUGCCAUCUCACCUUUCAUUCCCAUGGAGCCAACUCCGUCCAUAACAGGUGUGGCUGAUGAGUAUGAUCCUUUGCGGCCUAAUGAAUAUGAUGAGGUGGUUAAAAAAAUGAAGGACGAAAAGGACAAAGAUAAAGAACGAGAGAAAGACAGAAGAAGAGAAGAUAGGCGAGACAGGCAAGACAGGCAAGAGAGGGACAGAUCGGAAAGAGAUCGACAAGACAGAGAGAGUAGGAGAGAAGAGCGAGAAAGUCGCCGAAGGCAGGAACGACGCAAUAAUAAUAAUAAUAAUAGUAGUAAUAAUAAUAAUGAAGAGGAAGAAGAGAGUGAAUUUGAGAGAAUGAGAAAAAGGAGAGCAGCAGAAGAUGAGGAAGAAGAAAUUGACAGAACUAAAAGAGCUGGUGCAGCUAUUGCUCCCCCCACAGCUCUACUGGAAGAACCUCCUGUCAAUCCAGACGCUGGACCUGAACGACCUAAAUCACCGACCAUGGGUAUGGCUAUGAUGGGAUCUGUCGCUUCCAAAAUUAUGGCUAAGUAUGGUUAUAAAGAAGGUCAAGGUCUUGGCAAGUCUGAGCAGGGGAUGAGUACAGCCUUGUAUGUUGAGAAGACUAGCAAAAGAGGAGGGAAAAUUAUACACGAAAAGGACAUUCCUAAAGAACAACCAGCUUCAAAUACAAACUUGAUGAAAAAUCCUUCAAAAGUGAUUUUAUUGCAGAACAUGGUUGGUCCAGGUGAGGUGGAUGAAGACUUGGAACCAGAAACUGCUGAAGAAUGCAGCAAGUAUGGCAAAGUGAAUAAAUGUGUUAUAUAUGAGGUUCCUGAUGCUUCUGAUGAAGAAUGUGUUCGAAUAUUUGUUGAAUUUGAAAGAAUGGAGUCUGCAAUCAAAGCACUGGUUGAUCUGAAUGGAAGAUUUUUUGGAGGACGAGUUGUCAAAGCUUGUUUCUAUAACUUGGAUAAGUUUCGUAGGAUGGACUACGACGGUUUUGUUGAUUAAAAUUUCGAUCAUUGAUUGAUUAUUAUUGCUACUCUAUUUUGUAAAUAGUGAUUAAAUGUCCUUAUUAUUUCCAUA
Biomphalaria glabrata is the source of this 1711-nucleotide messenger RNA. RefSeq names its product splicing factor 45-like. NCBI's taxonomy places the organism in Eukaryota, Metazoa, Mollusca, Gastropoda, Planorbidae. The record is from RefSeq and is a predicted model, not a curated record. Bases 338 to 1636 code for a protein of 432 amino acids. Gene Ontology annotation, molecular function: RNA binding. Gene Ontology annotation, cellular component: precatalytic spliceosome. The transcript has 14 exons. Gene Ontology annotation, biological process: alternative mRNA splicing, via spliceosome; mRNA cis splicing, via spliceosome.